AUGCCUACCGUAUCCGUUCUUAAAGAUGAGUUUUUCAAACAACUAGGCCACAAUCUAAGUUUGGAGGAUUUGGAGUCACUAUUCUUCGAGUUUGGACUAGAGUACGAUGGCGAAGACUUUGACGAUAAUGGGAGAGAUUUGAUAAAAAUAGAGAUACCGGCGAAUAGGUAUGACCUUUUAUCACUAGAAGGUUUGGUCACCGCUCUCCUGUGUUUUAGAUGGGACGUCGAAAUUCCGAAAAUCACUCUCGUCCCUCCAACUCCCCCAAAUCUAUCUAGAAUCGAUGUUCAAAAGGAGAAUUCGGCUAUUCGCCCUUAUAUAUUCUCGGCCAUAUUGAGGGGUGUGGUUCUGGACGAAAACCGCUACAAAAGUCUGAUUGAUAUGCAGGAAAAACUGCACCAGAAUCUGUGUAGAAAGAGGACUAUAGCGGCCAUAGGCACUCAUGAUUUAGAUGCCGUAACCCCUCCAUUCACAUACACAUUUGAACGACCGGAGGACAUUGUGUUCGCACCUUUGACUAACGCCUCCACGGAGUACAACGCCCUGGAGUUAAUGGAAAUUUAUGAAUACCAUCCGCAACUCAAGAAUUAUUCAAAACUUUUGAAGGGGCAGCCCUUUUACCCUGUCGUCAGGGACAGCAAAGGAAACGUCUGCUCACUCCCUCCGGUUAUUAACUCGCACAGGACGAGCAUAACUCUGAAAACACGUAACAUAUUCAUCGAAGUCACCUCGACUGACAAGGUCAAGGGCUCUAUAGUUUUAAAUCAACUAGUCGCCUCGUUCUGCAAGUAUUGCGAAACUCCAUACGCAGUCGAGCCCGUGCUGGUUCAAUACGAUGCUCCCAUGGUAACUCCGGAUCUGACCAGGUUUGUACUCACUAUUCACUUCGUUUUCAGACGAAGCAUGAGAACCUCCCUUGCCUAUGUCUCAAAAUUGAUCGGGGUUAAAGAUUUGUCCUGUGACGAGGCCUGUAAACUUCUGGGCAAGAUGAUGGUUGUUUCAAGGGCUGUGGAUUCCGAAACCUUGGAAUCCUCAGUUCCGAUAACGAGGCCAGGUACCGAAAGCGUGACCCAUGACCCUUCAGACAUACAGCAUCCCUGUGACUUGGCAGAGGAUAUAGCAAUCGCAUACGGCUACAGGAACAUUAGGAGGAACAUAUCGAGCACCGGGACCCUGAUGGAGAAGACCGUCCUGUUGGACCGGGUCAAGUUCGUGUUCACAAGCUGCUCCUUCAAGGAGACGCUGAUGCCGAUUCUUGACUCGUUCAAGUCGUCCUUUCACGACAUGUGCUGGCCGAUGCCAGCUGAAAGUGACAAGAGGGCUCCAGUCGUGGUCUUAAACUCGCAAUUGAGCGAGAAUGAGACUCUGAGAACCUCGCUGCUACCCGGACUGCUGAAAUCGGUGCAGUACAAGAAGGGGUCAAACCUGCCAAUACGGCUUUUCGAGGUUGGAGAGGUCGUUUGGAAGAACUUGGAAUCUGACGUUGGAGCCAUCAACAACACGAACUGCGCGUGCGCAUAUGCAAACUCGACAUCGGGACUCGAAGACGUCCAAGGCCUCUCGGAAUAUUUGUUAAAUAGGCUCGGGUUCAUCAGUGAAUACCAGGUGUGGGAGUUCAACGAGUUCGGGAAGGAGAUUCCAGACUCCUGGAAGAUCAGAUACACACUGAAGGAAACGGAAGAUCCGGCCUUUUUACCAGGAAGGUGCGUUCAUUUUGUCCUGAGUUCCGAUCCGAAUAAGAAAUUCGGGGUAAUGGGCAUCGUCCACCCCAACGUUUUGAAGAACUUCCACAUUCCCUUCCCAGGUACUCCCUCAUUCUCACACAUAUUUUCAGUCUCGCUCUUUGAGCUGGACUUGACCUUAAUUCAGAAGGAAUUGAAGAAUAAAUGA
Theileria orientalis strain Shintoku is the source of this 1890-nucleotide messenger RNA. Its product is annotated as phenylalanyl-tRNA synthetase. The transcript is spliced from 10 exons. Gene Ontology annotation, molecular function: phenylalanine-tRNA ligase activity; magnesium ion binding; RNA binding. The coding region runs from base 1 to 1890 and encodes 629 amino acids. Lineage: Eukaryota; Apicomplexa; Aconoidasida; Piroplasmida; Theileriidae. Gene Ontology annotation, cellular component: phenylalanine-tRNA ligase complex; cytoplasm. The record is from RefSeq and is a predicted model, not a curated record. Gene Ontology annotation, biological process: phenylalanyl-tRNA aminoacylation.